ACCGCGGUGACGCCAACUCCUCAAAUACCAUGGUCAAGGGACGCUUCAUCAUGAACCCUUUUCCGGAGAUGCAGAUCUCGCCCAAUGACCGACUUCAGCUUCAAGAUCUCGCCAAUGGGAUCAUCAUGACCAACCUCGACAACUACAACACGUUCGUGUCGGGAAAGCGAAAGGUUGACACGCGUCGGUGGAAGCAGAUCAAAGAGCGUGAGAAGCUCGUAGUAUAUGCAGAACGACCCGAGUCCGCCCACUCUGCAGGCACUGAACCGUCAGGCUCCGGACUCCCCAUGAUUCUUUGUGUCGGAACUAUCGAGGGCAAGCUUGAGGAUAUCAUGUACGGAGUCAUCAGCGAAGAUCUAGAGACGAUGCGGGUCAAGGCUUCGUACGUAGACGACGUGAGUGGAGCAGCAGUGCUGGACCCCAUCGUGCUACCGACUCUCGAAGAUCCAUUCCAAUCCCUUAUCGUCAAGUGGAUGGAGCUCGACAUCCCGUUCGCAUCGACCAGUCUCGUCAAGAACCGCGACUACGUGUAUAUAGAGGGAACGGGAUUCGUGACAUCUCAAACUGGUGAACGACUAGGUUACCACCUUCUACACUCUGUCAGCUUUCCACAGACACAUGAGCUUCCAAAUCGAAUCCGAGGAAACGUCUCCAUCAUCGGGUUUUGGCGCCAGGCUGGACCCAACAUCACGGAGAUGUACGCGACGGGUAUUUUCGAUCCUUGUGGUGACAUGAUCCGCAUGCUCGUGGUGCCCGGCAUGGCCACUGCGUUCCUGUCCAGUGUAAAAUACGCGUACUGUGGGCAGAUGAGGAAGCUUUCCUUCAUGCUUGACAAAGCUUACGCAGAUUCCAAGGCUCACGGUGCACCGAACAAGAAAAACGUCUGCGUGACCUGCUCAGCCCCGAUCGGUCGGCGACUGGGAGACUUUUCCAAGAGUAACAGCUCGUGCAAGCUAUGCUUUGGUCACGUGUGCCACGUUUGCAAGGUGGUGCAGAAAUUGAGUUUCGUGGACCCAGAUCUACUCCUGUCGAAGCGUAAAGUGACGUUCUGCACAGGGUGCAUGAGCAGGGUGACCAGCAUGAGCUCAAUGGACUGCGCGCGUGCCAAGAUGCUCAGCUCGAAAAAGGGAGUCGACUAUUCAAGCGCUCACACGAGCUCCACUGUAAGUGGCGACUAUGGGAGCGAGAUCUCGUAUAGGAGUAACUAGAUUCUCGUUUGAUGUUCGUAUGACGUUUCACUGGGGGUAACUACCAAAUGAAAUCUUUAGGGCGAAGCACGAUGCCAUCGAAUUGUUGCUGUAACUCCAAUAGGGAACAAAAGAGUUGUAAUUUGUACCUGU
Molecule: messenger RNA, 1340 nt
Organism: Phytophthora nicotianae INRA-310
Lineage: Eukaryota; Oomycota; Peronosporomycetes; Peronosporales; Peronosporaceae
Exons: 1
Coding region: 30-1208 (392 amino acids)
Source: RefSeq, a predicted model, not a curated record